Sorex fumeus (smoky shrew) is the source of this 1344-nucleotide messenger RNA. It is a transcript of the gene ZCRB1, whose product is annotated as zinc finger CCHC-type and RNA binding motif containing 1. Bases 116 to 769 code for a protein of 217 amino acids. The record is from RefSeq and is a predicted model, not a curated record. Lineage: Eukaryota; Metazoa; Chordata; Mammalia; Eulipotyphla; Soricidae. Gene Ontology annotation, biological process: mRNA splicing, via spliceosome. Gene Ontology annotation, cellular component: U12-type spliceosomal complex. Gene Ontology annotation, molecular function: RNA binding; zinc ion binding. The transcript has 8 exons.
GAGACACCGCCGCCGCCGCCGCGGCCCCCAGUCGCCAGCGAAAUGAGACGGGGAGGACCUCACAGGAACUGAGAGCUCGCGCCCGUCGGGGCCCCGGGUCCGCCCGCCCGAAGAAAUGAGUGGUGGAUUGGCCCCAAGUAAGAGCACCGUGUAUGUAUCCAACUUGCCUUUUUCCCUGACCAACAAUGACUUAUACCGGAUAUUCUCCAAGUAUGGCAAAGUUGUAAAGGUUACUAUAAUGAAAGAUAAAGAUACCAGGAAGAGUAAAGGGGUAGCAUUUAUUUUGUUUUUGGAUAAAGACUCUGCACAGAAUUGUACCAGGUCAAUAAAUAACAAACAGUUAUUUGGUAGAGUAAUAAAAGCAAGUAUUGCUAUUGACAAUGGAAGAGCAGCUGAGUUUAUCCGAAGACGAAACUACUUUGAUAAAUCUAAGUGUUAUGAAUGUGGGGAAAGUGGACACUUGAGUUAUGCCUGUCCCAAAAAUAUGCUUGGAGAACGUGAACCUCCAAAGAAAAAAGAAAAAAAGAAGAAGAAAAAAAUUCCCGAACCAGAGGAAGAAAUUGAAGAAGUAGAAGAGAGUGAAGAUGAAGGUGAAGAUCCUUCUCUUGACAGUCUUAGUCAGGCCAUUGCUUUCCAGCAAGCCAAAAUUGAAGAAGAACAAAAUAAAUGGAAACCCAGUUCAGGAGGUCCUUCAACAUCAGAUGAUUCAAGACGCCCAAGAAUAAAGAAAAGCACGUAUUUCAGUGAUGAGGAAGAACUUAGUGAUUAAAAUUUAUUUAUUAUGUAAAUAUUAUUUUUUUUAAAUAUUGACAGUACCGGUUUAUUUGGGCUAACAAUGAUUAUUUUCCAUAUUCAAGCAUAAGAAAACUUAGUAUCAAAUAUUUUUUAUUCUAUAAUAGUUCGUUGAAAUUGAAAAAGAAUUAUAAAGUCAUUUUUCUGUCUUACCAGAAUAAAAUUUUAAAAUCAAGAUAUUAUAAUAACCAUUUACCUUGAAAUCAGUUCAUUUGAAUGAAAAAAAAACUGUCAUAGUAAUUUUACUGUCAUCCCAAAUAAAAGGAUAGAUACUAGGAAUAAUUUUCUGAGACGUUUAUAAAAUUUUAUUCACAUCCAAAUAGUUUACAUGCGGACUUUUGAAAUAAAUAUUUUAACAAGAAGUGCUCUUUAAAACAACCAAUUCUUCAGGCCAGAGAAUUAGUACAGGAAUUAAGGAUUAACUGUACUUAAUCGUCAAUUCAUUCCACAGAAUCACCAAGAGUGACCCUUGAACACUGACAGGAGUAAAGCCUCAGUACCGUCAGUUAUGCCUCAAAACAAAAAUUAAAAGCAAACACUUUUAAAAACUGU